Molecule: messenger RNA, 3494 nt
Organism: Gavialis gangeticus (Gharial)
Lineage: Eukaryota; Metazoa; Chordata; Crocodylia; Gavialidae
Gene: ASB2
Product: ankyrin repeat and SOCS box containing 2
Exons: 10
Coding region: 193-2145 (650 amino acids)
Biological process (GO): protein localization to T-tubule; intracellular signal transduction; regulation of cardiac muscle contraction
Cellular component (GO): T-tubule
Molecular function (GO): protein binding
Source: RefSeq, a predicted model, not a curated record
GGGGUGAUCCAGAAAUAAACUCCAGGCUUCAAAGAGAGAGUGUUUCAAAGCUGCCCUGCAGUAGAUCGAGCCAUCCAGGGAGAGAAGGGAGAUGAAUGCUGCUGGGGGUUUUCUGAAUUAAGGCUUAGUCAAGGACAUAACUCCUUUUCAACAUUAAUUUUCUUGUUUCAGAAACAAUAAGGUGAGCAGAGCAUGGCCACGGAGAUUACAACCACAGCAAAGACCCAGAGAGAAAUAAUAGGUUCUGAGGAGUACAGUCUGUACAGUAGCAUGAGCGAAGACGAUCUUAUUCAACUGGCCAUACAACGGAGCUUGGAAGAGGAUCCCUCAGGUCAGUCAGCUGCCCAGAGUCAUCAGAAAUCGGUCAUGACAGCCCCGGGAGAGCCAACCAUAGCCAAUCGGCCCUGCCCUCAUAAUCCACCACAACAGCUUUACCCUUGGCACAGGUUGGCAGCACAGUCCGGAGGCCGUGGUCACCCUUCCAGCUUGGGCGCAUCGUGGGGAGUUAGACGGAGAUACGACGGCAGCCUGUUCACCUCAUCCCAGCCUGUAGAGCCAGAUCCAGUAGCAGUAGCAAUCAAGGACGGAGAUGAAAAUGCUGUGCUUAACAUGAUGAAAUCAGGAAAAAACCUUUCUGAACCUAACAAAGAUGGAUGGUUACCCCUGCAUGAAGCAGCCUACUAUGGUGAAGUAGGAUGCCUGAAACUGUUGCAAAAAGCAUACCCUGGAACCAUUGAUCAGCGUACUCUUCAGGAAGAGACAGCAGUCUAUAUAGCAACAUAUAGAGGACACCUGGACUGUCUGCUUACUUUGCUACAAGCUGGAGCUGAACCUGAUAUUGCAAACAAAUCCAGAGAGACUCCACUCUAUAAAGCCUGUGAACGCAGGAAUGUAGAAGCUGUGAGGCUGCUGGUGCAGUACAAUGCCGACACAAACCACCGGUGCAAUCGGGGUUGGACAGCUCUCCAUGAGGCCGUCUCUCGGAAUGACCUGGAAAUCAUUGAUAUCUUGAUCAAAGGGGGAGCCAAGAUUGAAUCCACAAAUGCUUAUGGGAUCACCCCUUUAUUUGUGGCAGCAGAGAGUGGGCAGUUAGAUGCUUUGCGAUACCUUGCUAAGUGUGGUGCUGAUAUCAAUACCCAAGCCAGUGAUAAGGCCUCUGCUCUUUAUGAAGCUUGUAAAAAUGGACAUGAAAAGGUCGUGCAGUUCCUCUUGUCACAAGGUGCAGAUGCUAACAGAGUUAAUAAGGAUGGGCUGUUACCUCUUCACAUAGCAGCCAAAAAAGGCAAUUAUGAGAUAGUCACAACGUUGAUCCCCGUGACUAGUCGCACUCGAGUCAAGCGCAGCGGUAUCAGUCCCUUGCAUUUGGCGGCUGAGCGCAAUAAUGAUUACAUCUUGGAAGAGCUGGUUGAGGCCGGCUAUGACGUGAACUUCACCCUUUCUCCUGAGAGAUCCCGGCUCUAUGAGGACCGGCGAAGCAGUGUCCUCUACUUUGCUGUCAUGAACAAUAAUAUCUUUGCCACAGAGCUGCUGCUGCAAGCUGGGGCCAACCCCAAUGUUGACCUUCUCAACCCACUGCUCAUCUCCAUUCGCCAUGGCUGCCUGAAAACUAUGAAGCUGCUCCUUGACCAUGGAGCGAAUAUUGAUGCAUACAUUUGUAGCCACCCCACCACCUUCCCUGCUACCAUCAUGUUUUCCAUGAAGUACCUUCCUCUGCUAAAGUUUCUAAUGGAUCUGGGCUGCGAUGCUAAUUCCUGUUUUAAGUGUCAGUAUGGAAAUGCCCCACAUCCCAUACUAGAAUAUAGAAGGGACAGAUUUAAUGAGCCUCGGGUGAGCAAACAGCCAAGCAUAAUACAGUUUUGUGACAUGGUGUCUGCUCCAGAGAUGAAUCGCUGGGCUGGGCCUAUUAUUGAUGUUCUUCUAGAUUAUGUGGGCAAUGUGCAGCUCUGUUCCAGGCUCAAGGAGCACAUAGACAGCUACGAAGAGUGGGCUGUCAUUAAAGAAAAAGCAGAGCCACCAAGGCCUCUCACACACCUGUGCCGGAUCCGAGUUCGAAGCUUGAUUGGAAGAAACCGCAUUAAACUUAUUGACACUUUGCCUCUCCCAGACAGGCUGAUUCGAUACUUACAGUAUGAUUAUUCUCAAUGACCUCAGGCAAACCCGGCAAUCAGCAGCCUUCUGGCUUGACACCCGGAGUCAUGACAGAGGACAGUAGUAUUCACGUAAUGAUGGUGAACAAAGUGCAUGAGGGGAUGAGAAGGAAUCUCUGUCACCUGACAUACAGCAUCACCCAAUAGCUAACCUAAGAGCAGUGACAUUCUGGAGAAAGGGGAAAGUGAGAGAGCGUGCAAAAGUGGAUCUGUCUUCAGAUUUUCCAAAAGAACGCAUACUCUGCAAUGCCGCACACCUCAGUGUGGGCUGUGAAGAAGGGGGCUGAAAGCCAACACUGGGAAAUGAGGAAAGCCAAAUGCAAGUAACACUGGGAGAUUUGAAAAGAGCAUUGAGGUCUUGCAGAGGUUAGAGUCAUUCAGUCACUGUCAAAAAUCAGCAUAUCUGGGAAACUAAGCACUGACUGGGGACUUUUUUUUGUAUUUUUUUGUUUUGUUUUGCUUUUUGUUGCAUUAUAUUGGACAGUUUGCUGGUUGCUGAUCACCUGAUACCGCAUUUUCAUUUUGAGGUUUUUUUGGGGGGCAGGCUUUCUUUAUGAAUAGCUGACUUGAUUUCUGAGCACUUGAAACUCAGAACCUUUUUUCCUCAACAAAAUAUUUUGUAAAUAUUGGGGUAAAUCCCUAAGUCAUGCCUCAGGCUAAACUCCCAUUAAAUUCAAUGGAAGUUCCCUUUAAGUAAGAUCUAAGGACAGAAAGAUUUAACCAUGAGCAAAUACUUUGUUUGUAAUAUAGUAAAUAUGCACGUGAAGUGUACAGUGGUCAAGAUAAAUGGUUUUCCUGGACUGGGGAUCCUGAAGCAAUCCUAAACUCACAUAAGCUGGUGUAAAUCAGAAGUAGCUGUUUUAACAUCAGUGGAUUUACUUUAGCAUGAGAACAGAAUCAGGCCUUGAAUUUUUUCUAGCAAAUGCCAGUGGAGCAAAAGCCCUAAACUGCUGUUACUGAGAGAAGAGAAUAAUUAUUUCAGUGUUACUAAACACAAAAACAAAGACUUUCAAAAACAGGCACCCAACUUGAUACUUCUAAAUCCUUAUUAAUGAUAAGGAUGAUGGAUCCGUAUUAAUGAUAAAAUGCCUAUAUGUAGUGCAGGGUUGUGACACAGUGGGCGUGUUUAUACAUGCAUUUAUACUAGCUUAAAUUUACUGCGCAGUAAGUGGGAAUAAGCCAGAGUCUACAUGUGUCUGCAUUAAAGUGCAUUAACGCUAUGUGUCGUCUGACUUGGGACUAAAGUUAGUCCUAUGUCAGUCCACGCACACAGUAUUACUGCACCUUAAGGCAUCCACAUGUGCGUUACUGCACAGGAAAUAAUCAGGUAUAAACUUGAUACCUGCA